CAGUUCCCCUCCUGUCCGAUGGGGGCGCUGCAGACACGCUGAGCGUACUCUAACCGUCAGCCAUCUGCCGCAGUCAGUUAGCUCCUCCAGAGGGAAUGGAAAAUGGAGGACUGACCUGAAGAACGAGGGAAUAUCAUCGGUAUUUCUAGCCUUUAGAUCCUUUGACCUUGUACCAAGACAGAUGACUACUGAUGCAAGGCUUUUGCUUUGUUUGAAGAACUCUGUUAAUCAUCACUACUGAACUGCAGACAUUCUGUUUGAACGUAGUGAUUGUCUCGAUCAUCUAUGGAGGAGAAUGCGAGCCCUGAGCUUUGUGUAGCUCCUGAAACAGAGCAGAGCCAGGACAGUAUGGAUAGCUGCUCUCAAGGAUUUGUUGAAGGGAAUAGAUCGCAGAAAGAACCGCUUCACACCGAGAGCGAGAAUGUGGCCAAAGAGACGAUAGAGGAGCCAGAGAACUCUUCCCUGGCCAACAGUGACUUAAAGAAGACCUGGUCUUUCCGCCGGUCCACUGUUGCAAAAAGAGAUAUGCCAGUGGAGGCAGUAACCGACUGUCCUGUACGGCGCAGCGGCAGGCAGCCUAAGCGCACUGACAAACUAGAGGAAUUCCUAUCGACCGCCAAAAGAGGGACAAGAAGGAGCGCCCCUCUUAGUCUGGAGAGUGGAGAUCCUCCUUCCCAAACCCCAACUGAUGCAGAGACUGCCUCAGAGGCCAGCUUCGAUGGAAAUGCUGACACCAAGGCUGCAGAGGACAAGACAGAGUCCCCCGAGAGGAAGACGAGAAGCAGCACAAGGAAGCAGCCCCAACGGAAAAGUCAAGGCGGCAGACAGACUCGAGGAGGCGGUGGAGUGACAGUCAAAGAUGAGGGGAGCUCUGAGAAUGAUGAAGACAGCAGAGACGCUGCCAAGAAAGACCAGCUACAGGAUAAAGACGAAGAGAAAAAAGACGGAGAAAGUAAUCCCAGUCCUGAAGAUGUAGAGGGCACUAAUGCAGCACAGCCUCAGCUAGAGCAGGACUCUGGGGAGAAGGAGGUUGUCGAGGAGGAGCACCAACAUGGAGAUGAAAACGACAAAGAGGAAACGGAGAAGGACUCGGACAAAGAGACUGACGAGGAGAGCACCGGCAAGCCUGCAUCGAUGACUGUCAAACGUGGACCCAUAAGAACAUACAUCAAUAAAAAGAGGGCAGCCACUAAGAGCACCACCCCUGUUAAAGGUCCCGCCCCCGCCAACAAGAUCACCACUCCUGUCAAGAGGGAGACGAAGCCGAACGCCACCCAACCUUCUGGAAUAAUGCGCAACCCACAAGGCGACAACGAAGAUGAGAAUGACUCUUCGAUGUCUUCAUCUUCCUCUUCCACGUCGUCUUCCAUGGAUUCAGAUGAGGGAGGUUAUGACCCCAAUGCACUUUAUUGCAUCUGUCGCCAGAAACACAACAAAAGGUUCAUGAUCUGCUGUGACCGCUGUGAGGAGUGGUUCCAUGGAGACUGUGUGGGCAUCACUGAGGCCCGCGGGCGCCUGAUGGAGAGAAAUGGGGAAGACUACAUUUGCCCCAACUGCACCGCUAAGAAACAGCAGCUGGUCCGACCCGCCACUUCUAUGCUCUCCUCUAACAUAGAUCUGGGGAAGGCCAGAGCGCAGACUCUCUUAUUUUCCGCUGCAACCUUUGGGCUAGACUCCAGUAUGUUAGGUGUUCAGUUGGGGGCGGCACUUCCACCCUCCACCAUUGGAGCUGAAGAGAGGGGAUCAGAGGACCAGGGCAUCAAAGGCAGGAUAGAAAAAGCCACUAAUCCAACUGGGAAGAAGAAGAUUAAGAUCUUUCAGCCGCAGGCCGCACAGCAGCCAACCCAACCAAAAGCAGUCCAGAAAGCCGCACCAGCUGUGGAGAAGAAGGCCGAGCCGAAAGCACAACCAGAGGCGGAGCAGAAAGUGGUGUCAAACGUAGAGGUGAACACAACACCAACAGGGGGGGGGGCAGAGGAGAGGCCCGGGUCGGAGGAGAAGCCCGGGCUGGAGGAGAGGCCCGGGCUGGAGGAGAAGCCCGGGCCGGAGGAGAAGCCCGGGCCGGAGGAGAGGCCCGGGCCGGAAGAGAGGCCCGGGCCGGAGGAGAAGCCCGGGUCGGAGGAGAAGCCCGGGUCGGAGGAGAAGCCCGGGCCGGAGGAGACGCCCCCAGAGGAGACGCCCCCAGAGGAGAAGCCCCCAGAGGAGACGCCCGGGCCGAAAGCUGCGGACGAGUCUUCCCUUCCCAAAUGCAUCGGGCCGGGCUGUGAGAAUAACGCUCAGCAGGACUCUGUGUACUGUGGUAAUGACUGCAUCCUGAGACAUGCCGCUGCAGCCAUGAAGUCCAUCACUGACGUCAAGGAGCCCAAGCAGAAGGUCAAGGCCGCGGAAAAGAAAACCAAGGCUGCACCAAAGAAGAGCGCCGCUGGUGGCAAGAGGAAACAAAAGGAAGCAGAGGAGGACUCGGACAGCGACGGAGACUACAGCUCGGAGCUAGAUGAUGAUGAGGAGGAGGAUGACGAUGAUGAUGACGAGGAGGAUGACGACGAAGAGGAGGAGGAGGAAGAGAACGCUGAGGAACAACCGCCCCCGCCAGCCACUGCAUCCUGGUCCAGCGACCAUAAUUACAUUGCAGUAACACCAGAAAAGACUACACCCAUAUCACCAACAGUUUUAAACAAAAAGUCCCCCCCUAAGGAAGAGAAGCAGAGUGAGAAGGAACCUGCUCAAGCAAAAGCCCCUUCUCCUACUAAAGGGAACAAGAAGUCCACGGCGACUAAAGCAACCAAGGUUUCCCCAAAGGGCAGGAAGCCUCAGACCACCACCUCGAAGGCGUCAAAGAAACCUGCGACACCCCUGAGUAAAACUGCAGCAAAGUCCAAGAAACCCGGUCCGACACCCGUCCAAAACAAGUCUCGCUUUCCUCAGGGUCCGAUCCACGCCACAGGAGCGCUGAGAGUCACCAAGUCCAACUUUACCAUUCCUAAGAAGCAGCCCCCACAAAAGGAACCUCCAUCCUCUUCGUCUUCCAGAGUCCCAUCAACUCCACCCUCUUCAGCUCCCUCCAGCCACUCCAGACCUCCACAUCCAGCUCCUUCUGCGCCCACUGUGUCCCCCGUGCGGCCCCCACCAAACAACCAGAUGAGAACAAACAUCCGGCGCUCGCUGACUGACAUCAUCUUUAAGAGGGUGAGCGACAGUGACGACCUGAAUAUGAAUGAGCCUGAAGUGUCAAAGCUGUCGGUUGCCAUUGAAAAGGAAAUGUUCAACCUCUGCCUUAGCACUGACAGCAAGUACAAGAACAAAUACAGGUCCCUCAUGUUCAACCUGAAAGAUCCCAAAAACAAAGGCUUGUUCUACAGAGUGGUGGGUCGUGAGGUCAGUCCCUACAGGCUGGUGAGACUGAGCGCUGAAGAGCUGCUUUCCAAAGAGAUAUCUGAGUGGAAGAAGCCUGAUACUGCUGAGGCCCACUCUCCCGGUGCAAGGGCCCAUUCAGGGCACUCUAAACUGGGCAACAGGCAUGACUCUCAUAGCAUGGAUAUGGAUGACGCUCCACCAACAUCUGAUGGAGAUGUAUGUAUCUCUGCCAACACUUCAUCUUCUCGCAUGGCCGCUGCUGCAGACCAAGAUGAGUCGAUGCCCACUCCUCCAGCCUCGGCUCAGCCCUCUGCUGCGGAGGGCAACAGUAGCGGCAGCAUGCCAGACAUUUUCAGUACAAUGCUCAAGGACACUACUUCUGAACACAGGACUCAUCUGUUCGACCUCAACUGUCUGAUAUGCACAGGUCAGAGGUCAGAAGAUGAGCCUGCAGCUAAGAAAGCCAAACUGACCAAGAAGCCUGACACUAAGCCUCUGAGACACGAGCAGCCCUCCUCCAGGUCGGGGGACGUGUCUCCUGUCCAAGUCCCUCCAUCCUACCAGCCGACUGUGGAGCCAGCUGUCCCAGAGCCACAGCCACAGUUGGACCUCAGUAUGCUGGCUCCUCUGGCCCAGGCCCCCACACCCAUCGCCCCCAUCGUGUCCUGUGUCAGCAUCACCCGCAGAGACCCCCGCAUGGCCAGGCACAGCGCCGCGGUGACUGUCACCUACCCGGCUGCAGAGAGACUCCCCAACAGCUCAGCAGAAGCCCUCCCAGCUCCCCUCAGCGCUCCAGCGGAUGUCGCACCCAAAGCUCCGCUGCCGAUGCCCCCGGCUCCCCCCCCUUCAGUGGCUGCCUUCAAACCAGGGAAAACAAGUUCAUCCGAGACCCCUCCUGAGGGCGAGACGGCGAUCUUCCUCCACGGUCAAGAGAAGAUCUGGAAAGGACUAAUCAACAUGCAGUCUGUGGCCAAGUUUGUGACCAAGGCUUAUCUGGUGUCAGGAUCCUUUGAAUACCUGAAGGAGGAUUUGCCAGACACCAUUCACAUUGGAGGACGGAUAUCUCCAAGCACAGUGUGGGACUACGUUGGAAAACUGAAAACCUCACUCUCAAAGGAACUAUGUUUGAUCCGUUUCCACCCGGCCACAGAGGAGGAGGAAGUGGCAUACGUCUCUCUCUUCUCCUACUUCAGCAGCAGGAAACGAUUUGGUGUGGUGGCUAACAACAACCGACGUAUCAAAGACCUCUAUCUCAUCCCUCUGAGCUCAAAGGACCCAUUACCCUCCAAACUCUUACCGUUUGAUGGGCCAGGGCUUGAACCUGCUCGUCCUAACCUCCUCUUGGGUCUGCUGAUCUGCCAAAAGGACAAAAAGCGAGCUGGUGGUCCGUUAGAAACUGAGGAAAAACGAUCAAAGAUUCAAAACAGAGAUACUGAUGACACUGGCCUUCCAAAAAUAUCUUCUUCAGUCAGAGGGGACAGAAGCUCGCGACAGAGUCUGGAAAUCCCCUUCAGCACCACUCCUCCAGGGUCACCUCCUUCUAACUCUUCUGAGACCUCCAGCAGCACCACAGCCACCUCCUCUGUCUUUUCUCUUUUGUCCUCUUUCAAAGCUACAUCCACUGUCACCGGCAAGGAGUCACCAUCCUCAUCCAGCUCUGUUGCUUCCUCUGCUGCUACGCCUCUUCAAACGAUCCUCAACACUCUUUUUGGGAAGAAAAAGCACGACUCAGAAGCUUCCAACUCUCCGUCUGAUAACAGUGGGGAACUCACCAUCCCGUCCGCCUCAAUGCUUGACCCCAUUGUGCAGCAGUUUGCACAGAGUUCUAAAGAGAAACAGGUGGAGGAGGACGAAGAUGACCGACCGUACGAUCCAGAAGAAGAGUAUGACCCCAGUAUGGGCUACAAUGUGCCUAAGAAGUCUGUGGAGAUGGAAAUCAAACCUAAAAUCUCUAAGCAGCCUGAGGUGGUUGCAAAUGAAGCUGAUGAUGUAGCUUACGAUCCAGAGGAUGACUCAAUUUUUGAAGAUGUCAAACCUGUUGUACCAGUUCAAGUUAAGGUUGAGUCUCUUACUGAUGCACAAAAGAUCUUGGAGAGCCUAAAACAGAUUGGGGAUCAAGCAUUCCAGAAACAGGGAGAGCACCAAAAAUUCUCUACGGUGACACCUGAUGUUUCAUUGACACUUCCAGACACAUUCUUAACCACACCUGUAACAUCCCUUUUGGCCAAUUCUCAGCUACUGCAGCUUGGCAAAAAGGUUGAGGAACUAAUAAAGUCUACAUCAGUUGCUCCCUUGAUCAACCAAAGGAGAGAUCCCCGACAGAGCAGGGAUCCUCGCCAGGCUGCAGACGACAACAAACCGACUGAAGAACCUGAGGAACAAGAAGAACCAUCUGCUCCGGUGGUGGAUUCUACAGCUGUUUCACAACCUGUGGUUCAAGAGGCUAAUCUGGAUAAAGUUACUGAACUCCCAGACUCCUCAGAAGCCCAAGAGACAACGCUGCCUCUUGAGGAAGUGAAAAGCGAGACGCUACCCUUCCUAACGUCAGACGAAACAGAGGUAGCAAUUCCAUUAUUAGGAGAGGACGUGGACCCUGAUAUGGAAGUCAACUAUAUGGAUGAGCCAGAAGUCAAAACUGUGGAAGCUGAGCCAAUCAAGCCAGAAACAGAAUUGGACAAGUACAGUAUUUGGCCAAAUGCUGCCAGUAUCUUAAAAGCUAAUGAAGAAUCAGAUUAUGAUGAUAAUAGCCAAGAUGUGCCAUCCAGAAGUUAUUAUAACGAGCAUGCAAACGCAUCCCAAAGACCUUCCACAAUCCCAGUACUCACUCAGAGCACAAAAAUGGUCGACACUCCACACUCGCUUGAGCACCAUCACAUGCCGCAUCACAGGUCAGGCUUCGAUAGAGAGUACAGACCUCCAGCUGACAUCCCCCCCCCAUCAAACUUCCCCCAGCACCAUCCGAUGCAGGGACAAAAUAUGGUUUUAAGGCCUCCUCCGAUGUCAAUACGACCACACAUGCAAGGCCACCCUCCAGUGUCAGGCCACCCUCCAGUGUCAGGCCACCCUCCUAUGCAGAGACCCCCUCCACCCAUGCAUGUUCAUCCCCCUGUCCGUGGUCCUCCCCCUAUGCAGGGUGAUAACAGCCAACAAUAUGGUCCACGUCCAACUGCAUACCCUCCUUAUCAGAACCAGUGGCAAGGCUCCCAGCCGCAGCAGCUUCCUUCUGUACCACCUCCCCAUAAUAUCAUGCCCCUCCGAGGACCACCACCACCACAAUUUCUUCCAAUGGCCCAGAGAGGCCCUGCUCCCCAAAUGUUUAAUCCCUCCAUUCCCCCCCAGCACAUUGUACAGCAAGGUCUCCCUCCAGGCCUGCCCCCACCUCCUACUUUUGAUGGACAGAAUCUUCCACCAAGAUUUGGGGGUCCCCCACCUUCACCAUUUAACUUCCCUGCAAACAGAGGUCCUCCUCCACCUUUCGCUGUGCCACCCCAUAGUCACUUUGAAAACAGACUCCCUCCUCCGUCCCACUUUCAAGGGCCCAGGGGUCCCCCGCCACCUCAGUAUGGUGAUCAACGGGCUCAACCCGCAAUAGGGGACCAACCUCGAGGCCCUGCAGAACAUUAUAACAGAGAAAACCCUAACUCUUUCAAACCAAACGUGGAGCAGAAUCCAAACCCUCUACAUAUUUAUAAAGACGGUCAGGGUCCCCCGCCAGGUCCAGCCUACCGGGGUCCGCCACAUAAUCAGUAUGAGGACAGAAGAGGUCCACCCUCCAUUGGCGAGGUAAGCGGACAGCACUUAAAUCCUCAUAACCAGUACGAGAGCUCCAGACCCCUCUCUUCACCUCCACGUCGAGGAUCUUUUGAUGAGCACCGGGGUCCCCCCCCUCAGGAGAAUAGACCCCAUCCCUCUGAGCGUUUUGGAGGAUCCGAGCGAUACCGCUUGGACAGGCACUCUGAUGAACCUAGACCUAUCCGUCACUCUGGGCCUCUACUGCCAACUCCUCCAGAGGCUCCCAUUGGUCCUCCGAGUCGCAUGGGAGCUCACAGUCCAGACUUGCACCAGGACGACCCCUGGAGGCGACACUCUCCUGAAAUGAGGAGGAAGAGCAGCUCCACCCGAGAGGACUCAGAACCUCGCAUCGGAGAGCGCUUCAGUCGCUUCGAAGGAGGGCACAGAGAACCUGCUCCUGGUCCCUUACAACCCUCUGAAGAGAGACAGGGGGAGCAGUCCGAGGACCGCCGGAGGGAAAGAGAACGGGAUGUCCCACACCCAGGCAGGCCCUUAUGGGACAGGGGCCAGGACAGGCGGUGGAGCAGAGAGCCGGAGUGGGAUAGAGCCAGAGAAAGGGACCAUGAUCCAGAGCGUAACCGGGAAAGAGAACGCGAUCCCGAGCAUCCCCGGGAAAGAGAACGCGAUCCCGAGCAUCCCCGGGAAAGAGAACGCGAUCCCGAGCAUCCCCGGGAAAGAGAACGCGAUCCCGAGCAUCCCCGGGAAAGAGAACGCGAUCCCGAGCAUCCCCGGGAAAGAGAACGCGAUCCCGAGCGUAUCCGGGAAAGAGAACGCGACCCGGAGCGUACCAGAGAAAGAGAACGCGAUCCUGAUCGUACCAGAGAAAGAGAACGGGAUCCGGAUCGCACCAGAGAAAGAGAACGGGAUCCGGAUCGUACCAGAGAAAGGGAACGAGAUCCUGAUCGUACCAGAGAAAGGGAACGAGAUCCUGAUCGUACCAGAGAAAGGGAACGCGAUCCUGAUCGUACCAGAGAAAGGGAACGCGAUCCUGAUCGUACCAGGGAAAGAGAUGUUGAUCCGGAGCGCAACAGAGAAAGGGAUCACGAUACGGAGCGUCCUCGAGAACGGGAUCCGGAACGUACCAGAGAAAGGGAUCCGGAGCGUCCCCGAGAAAGAGAUCAUGAUCUGGAGCGCAGCCGUGAAAAAGAACGGGAUCCGGAGCGUCCCCGAGAAAGAGAUCAUGAUCUGGAGCGCAGCCGUGAAAAAGAACGGGAUCCGGAGCGUCCCCGAGAAAGAGAUCAUGAUCUGGAGCGCAGCCGUGAAAAAGAACGGGAUCCGGAGCGUCCCCGAGAAAGAGAUCAUGAUCUGGAGCGCAGCCGUGAAAAAGAACGGGAUCUGGAGCGCAGCCGUGAAAAAGAACGGGAUCCGGAGCGUCCCCGAGAAAGAGAUCAUGAUCUGGAGCGCAGCCGUGAAAAAGAACGGGAUCCGGAGCGUACUCGGGAAAGAGAGCGCAGCAGAGGGAAGGAGGGCGAGAAGGCCAGGGAGACGGAGGUGGAGCGACACAGGGAUCAAGACACAGACAAGAGAAGAGACCGGGAAAGAGACAGAGCCAGGGAUUCUGACAGGAGGGACCACGACCGCGAUAGAGGGAGAAACCGAGAACGAGAGCGCGAGCGCGAUCGAGAGCGGGACAAAAAACGGGAUAGAUCCCGUAGCAAGGAAAGAGACCGGGACAGAGACCGUGGGAAAGACCGAGUCAGAGAGAAGGAGAGAGACAGAGAGAGGGACAAAGACAGGGAUCGUCGGGACAGGAGCAGAAGCCGAGAUAAAAGAGAGGAAAAAAAGGACAGUAAACACGAUACACCUAAGGAGAAGGACAAAACUGCAGAAAAUGACAAGAACGUGUCCUAGUCAGUUUUAAGGACACUACACGAAAGAGAGUUCAAUCUUUCACCGGUUGAAAAAGAGUUGUAUCACUGUAAAUGUAGAUGAGCAGUAUUUCUUGAAAUGUCCAGUUGUAUUCAUACUAGAAAGUUUGACAAUGUUUGUAUUAUUUUUGUCACUUAAAGGUUUCUAACUUGUUUUACCACAUUUGAAAAACAAAAAACUGAAGGACAUUUUUGUUGCUUGUGUACAAGAUGUUUAACGUGGGCAACAGAGUCCUAUUACACAUACCUUUCUCCUUUCCAAGCAGUUCUUUUUUUUUAAGGAAACAAUAAUGUAACACACCAUUUGCAAUAUGUAAAUAUGAAUGUAUUUGUGUAUAUACUGAUGUUUUUAAUCAUACUUUUCUAAGUAGUGAGAAAUGAAAGCCAUAUAUCUGAGAUGGAUAAUGUGAAAGUAAAGGAAACACUGUUUACAGGCAAAUGUGUGUUUAAUGUCUAGCCCCAAUGAAGCGAAAGGCUCCAACUAUCUACAAUAUUCAUCCCAUCUAUGGUUGUAAAUGAUAUGUCCUGAUUUUGUUUCAGCUCAACCAAUUAAACCUGUUUGAUGACAUCUUC
Molecule: messenger RNA, 9587 nt
Organism: Gymnodraco acuticeps
Lineage: Eukaryota; Metazoa; Chordata; Actinopteri; Perciformes; Bathydraconidae
Gene: dido1
Product: death inducer-obliterator 1
Exons: 17
Coding region: 286-8997 (2903 amino acids)
Biological process (GO): apoptotic signaling pathway; DNA-templated transcription
Cellular component (GO): nucleus
Source: RefSeq, a predicted model, not a curated record